UUCUGGCUGACUUGACGCAGCUGUUGCAUUGACAGUGAGGCAAAAGAUUGGAAACACGAGCAGCUGCCAGCAACACCACAAAAAUACCGACACGGAGACACCAAGACCUGCUGCCAGACUCAUUUACAUCUGGAAAACCGGUGUGUUUACAACACAGACCAACACAUUUCACGGUACUGAUGACAAACCGGGUUUGGGCGAUGAUCGUCUGGCUGAUUUAUAUUUGAGCCCGAAUGACGAGGCUGAACUGAACUGAACUUUCCCGAUCCUGCACACCCACGGUGCAACAACAACUGCGGGGAUAACACUGCGGGGACGUGCGGUGGUUUCCUCUGGAUCAAACAGUGAGGGGGGGGGGGUAACGCCACGUACGACGAUAAUACGGGAUAAUACAACUGUCUGUGGGGGUGCAGUGGAGCGGCUGCACAGCCGAGUUGUUAAGUUAAACACAAUGUGAAACCAGCGAUGAUCAACUUGGUGGAAAGUUGGGAGAGACGGCGCAUCAAAGGAAGUAUUUACACAAAAGUGAUGUUUUUUGGAGCACGCUACGGCAGAUUAACGUCCACACCUUCUCUCGCGAACUAAUCAAACUGAAUAACAUUAUGGGCGAAGUGGCCAUGGAGGAGCAGGAGAGAGAGAUCUCCGACAUCGAGCCGCAGGAGUGCUCCACAGGGCCGGAGAACGGAGUCAUGCUGGUGGUCAAUCACAGCCGGAUCCUGCCCCCCUUCAGCGUCGUGCUGGCCACCGUGCUCUACUGCGCGGAGUUCGUCGCCGCCGCCGUGCUCUGCAGCUUGUACCACAAGACCGAGGAUGUGAUCUGGAUGAGCUUCACCAUCGCCUUCAUGCUGCUGCCCGCCGUGCUCAUCCAGCUGGCUCUGACGUUCAUCCACAGAGACCUGGGUCGGGACCGGCCCCUCGUCCUCUUCCUGCACCUGCUGCUGCUCGGCCCUGUCAUUAGGUGUUUCGAGGCUCUGGUGGUCUAUUUCAAGGCGGGUAAAAAGGAGGAGCCUUACGUCACCAUCUCCAGGAAGAUCAACCUGAAAAAGGGACAGGACAUGCCCAUGGAGUGGGAAAUCGGCCAAUCGGAGCGCAACCUGGCCACUCACAGAAACGCCUUCAAACGCACCGCAGUCAUCCAGGCUUUUCUGGGCUCCGCGCCUCAACUGACGCUGCAGCUGUACGCCACCAUCCAGGAGAAAUAUGUCUUCCCUGCAAGAAUGGCUCUGAUGAUCAUCACUCUGAUCUCCAUCACAUACGGGGCUCUUGUGUGCAUCGUCCUGGCCAUCCAGAUCAGAUUCGACGACUACAAGGUGCAGUUGCGCCCUUUUGCCUACCUGUGCAUGAUCGUGUGGAGGGGGUUGGAGAUCGCCACCCGGAUCACCGCUCUGGUCCUCUUCAGCACGGCGCUCACACACUGGGUGAUCCUGGUCGGCAUGGUUAACCUCCUCUUCUUCUUCUUCCUCCCCUGGGUUGAGUUCUGGGCCAGGAAAGGCUCACUGACUGAGGGCGUGGAGAAAAACUUCUCUAAGCUGGGCACCACGGUGGUGCUGUCCAUGUUCACGUUGCUCUACGCCUGCAUCAACGUCUUCUGCUGGUCGGCGGUGCAGCUGGACCUCUCACAUCGAGAGCUCAUCGAGAGGAAGCAGCGCUGGGACCGCCUGGCCCUGUUCUACUGUGGACGCUUUGUGGAGAACUUCAUCCUCAUCACGCUCUGGUACUUCUUCAAGUCGGACUUCUACGAGUAUGUGUGCGCGCCGCUGCUGGCCGUCCAGCUGCUGAUCUGCUACAGCCUGUCCGUGCUCUUCAUGCUGCUAUUCUACCAGUUCGGCCACCCCUGCAGACGCCUCUUCAAGUACAACGUGCACGACUGCCUGCACUGCGUCUGCUGCCGUACAGGGCGGAGGGGAGAAAGAGGUCAGCGAAGGAAGCUGCCUCCCUCGUACUCGACCGCUGCCACAAUGGUGCUGGUGCCGGAAGAGCCACUUGAACUGCUGGACCCCCAAAACUCCCAACUCCUCGACCUCACGAGUCAGCUGGAAGAGCAGGAAACGGCUAUUGUUGAAGACAUGAUGGAAGCAGCCUGAGAGGUUGCUUUGUGGGGAUUUAAAUGAACAAGUUCUCUAAUGUAGAAGUGCACCUCACCUGGCGCCGCAGCUGGUACCGCUGAACAAGACCUCAAGUACUUUUAACACAAAAUAAAAAGAUUGUAUUUAAGUUCACAAAACCUUACUAAUUCAUGGUUGUGAGGGGGAUUUAGGUUAACUUCUGAUGUCUUUAUCGAGGGUGAUUAUGACACAUGGGGCACAGCGAGUACACUAAAGAAUGUAGCAUGGUGAGAUACGCAGCGAUGCACAAAGGCUGCCUUGAGAGAGCAGCAUUGUACAGAACUGAGCCAGGUGUGCGGGAGACAUGCCAAGAGUGUCCGAAAGACGGAGCGGGACACCCCAGUUUACUUCCUCUCAGGGUUUUCACGCUACGAACGCCCCCCCCCCCUUUGCAAACAUUUACAUCUGCACUAAACAGACUUUUUUUUAAAAAGCAGCAGCAAGGCAAGAAAAAGGUCAGAAGAAGAAUUUAUCUUCCUCAUACCCAAAUACAUAAACCUGCUGUGUUGAAUGCCUUUUUGUUUCCACUGUUCAGUCUGGUUGCCUCGAUUUAAAAAAAUAAAUACAUUAAAAAAAAAAGGUUUUAGUUUUACAAAAAUACAUAAUUAUAUGUCAAAAGUUGGUGAAAAUAAGCUGUUGAUAAAAACUUUAUGGAAUAUCAGACGUGUCUUUUGUUUUGUUUUGUUAACCUUCCAGUUGAUGCAUUAACCAGACUGACACUAAAUGAGCUUCUACCUUAUCAAAGUGCUUUCACUGUUUGCUUAUUUUUUAAUGCUUUGUCUUGUUUGUUCGUUCAGUGCCUUGACUACUAUUGUUUUACUUGAAACUUAAAAUAAAAUAAUCUGAUGGCGACACA
This is a messenger RNA of Cottoperca gobio, 2961 nucleotides long. It is a transcript of the gene xkrx, whose product is annotated as XK related X-linked. Bases 603 to 2084 code for a protein of 493 amino acids. Gene Ontology annotation, cellular component: membrane. The transcript has 3 exons. The record is from RefSeq and is a predicted model, not a curated record. Lineage: Eukaryota; Metazoa; Chordata; Actinopteri; Perciformes; Bovichtidae.